Messenger RNA from Saxophila tyrrhenica, 1035 nucleotides. RefSeq lists its product as uncharacterized. The record is from RefSeq and is a predicted model, not a curated record. The transcript has 4 exons. The coding region runs from base 1 to 1035 and encodes 344 amino acids. Gene Ontology annotation, cellular component: cytoplasm. Lineage: Eukaryota; Fungi; Ascomycota; Dothideomycetes; Mycosphaerellales; Extremaceae.
AUGGCCUCAAAGUACCCCCAACGCAAAAUCGGCGACGACAACGUCUCCGCCCAAGGCCUAGGAUGCAUGGGCAUGUCCUUCUCUUAUACUAGUUUCGGCGGUUUCGACAAUGAGCAGUCGUACAAAGUCCUCACCAAAGCCGCGGAUCUAGGCGUUUCGCUUUGGGACACAUCGGACGUCUACGGCCCACACACCAACGAGCAGCUCAUCGGGAAGUGGUUCAAGGAGACCGGGCGUCGAAAGGAGAUCUUCCUCUGCAGCAAAUUCGGCAAUCUGAGAGUCAACGGACAGCCGGCCGUGAGAGGCGACAAGGAGUAUGUGCGUGAAGCGUGUCUGGCCAGUCUGGAACGGUUGAAUACGGAUGUUAUUGAUCUGUACUAUCAACACCGUGUGGAUGACAAGGUUCCGAUCGAGGAGACGGUGCAGGCGAUGGCGGAGCUGAAGAAGGAAGGGAAGAUCAGGUACCUAGGCUUAUCAGAGUGUUCGGCAGACUCACUUCGGAGAGCGCAUGCGGUGCAUCCCAUUGCUGCUGCGCAGAUGGAGUACUCGCCCUUCGCGCUGGAGAUUGAGUCUGAGCAGACGAAGUUCCUGAAGACGGCGAGGGAGCUUGGAGUUAAGGUUAUCGCGUACUCGCCGCUCGGUCGUGGGUUCUUGACCAAUUCGAUCAAGAACCGCUCCGACUUGGACGCAGGCGACAAUCGACUCAACCACCCGCGGUUCUCUGAGGAGCACUUUGGUGAGAAUUUGAAGCUCGUGCAGAUUUUGGCGGAUAUUGCUUCGAAGAAGGGAUGUACAGCUGGACAGCUUUCCAUUGCUUGGGUGAUGGCGCAAGGGGACGACUUCAUUCCUAUCCCAGGCACAAAGCGUGAGAAGUACCUCGAAGAGAACGCGGGCGCCGCCGACGUAAAGCUCAGCAAGGACGAAGAGGCAGAGAUCCGCAAGGCGAUCGAGAGCACAGGCGGAUCGAAGGGCGAGAGGUACCCGGCUGCCAUGAUGUCCAGGCUUUUCGGCGACAGCCCACCGUUGAAGAAGUGA